Pistacia vera is the source of this 3267-nucleotide messenger RNA. RefSeq names its product 2-oxoglutarate dehydrogenase, mitochondrial-like. Bases 165 to 3230 code for a protein of 1021 amino acids. The record is from RefSeq and is a predicted model, not a curated record. The transcript has 10 exons. Gene Ontology annotation, cellular component: mitochondrion; oxoglutarate dehydrogenase complex. Gene Ontology annotation, biological process: tricarboxylic acid cycle. NCBI's taxonomy places the organism in Eukaryota, Viridiplantae, Streptophyta, Magnoliopsida, Sapindales, Anacardiaceae. Gene Ontology annotation, molecular function: thiamine pyrophosphate binding; oxoglutarate dehydrogenase (succinyl-transferring) activity.
UAUAAAAAAAAAAAAAAAGAAACCAUAAAAAUACACAAAAGUGCGGUUUCAACUUUCAACGCGGACGGAGUGACCGUCACCGUCACGUUCCAGAACGACUAGGGUUCCUCUCUAAUUCUCUUUCAUCUCGAGCUUUGUAGAGUUGAGGAUUGAGGUUGAUUGCUAUGGGGUGGUUUAGAGCUGGUUCAAGUGUGACAAAGCUUGCCAUUAGGAGGACUUUAGCUCAGGGUGGUUCAUAUGCAACGAGGACACAUGUUGUACGGAUGCACGCCCUGUAUUUUCACACCAGCGUGUUCAAGGCAAAGGAACAAUCGACACCUAUGCCUAGCACUGUACCUUUAUCUAGGUUAACUGAUACUUUCUUGGAUGGAACUAGUAGUAUCUAUUUGGAGGAGUUACAGAGGGCUUGGGAAGCUGACCCUAACAGUGUGGAUGAAUCGUGGGAUAAUUUCUUUAGGAAUUUUGUUGGUCAGGAUGCUACAUCUCCUGGAAUUUCGGGUCAAACAAUUCAUGAGAGUAUGCGUUUGCUGUUGCUUGUGAAGUCUUACCAGGUUAAUGGUCAUAUGAAAACGAAGUUGGACCCACUGGGGUUGGAAGAAAGAGAAAUCCCGGAUGAUUUGGACCUAGCUCUUUAUGGGUUCAGUGAAGCUGAUCUUGAUAGGGAGUUCUUUUUAGGAGUGUGGAGAAUGGCUGGUUUUUUGGCUGAGAAUCGUCCUGUGCAGACACUUAGAUCCAUUUUAACCCGGCUUGAGCAGGCUUACUGUAGGAGCAUUGGAUAUGAGUACAUGCACAUAGCAGAUCAUGAGAAAUGUAACUGGUUGAGAGACAAGAUUGAAACACCAACACCGACGCAAUACAAUAGACAACGGCGAGAGGUUAUUCUGGAUAGGCUUAUAUGGAGUAGCCAAUUUGAGAACUUCUUGGCCACUAAGUGGACUACAGCAAAGAGGUUUGGGCUUGAAGGUGGGGAGACAUUGAUUCCUGGCAUGAAGGAGAUGUUUGAUAGGGCAGCUGAUCUUGGGGUUGAGAACAUAGUUAUUGGAAUGCCUCACAGAGGAAGACUGAAUGUGCUGGGUAAUGUUGUACGAAAACCACUUCGCCAAAUAUUUAGUGAGUUUAGUGGUGGUACAAAGCCUGUAGAUGAAGUUGGUCUCUAUACAGGAACUGGUGAUGUUAAGUAUCACCUGGGAACUUCUUAUGAUCGGCCAACUAGAGGUGGUAAGAGAAUUCAUUUGUCUUUGGUUGCUAAUCCUAGUCACUUGGAAGCUGUAGACCCUGUUGUUGUUGGAAAAACUAGAGCAAAACAAUAUUACUCCAAUGAUGUGGACAGGACCAAGAAUAUGGCUGUUUUGAUUCAUGGAGAUGGUAGCUUUGCUGGACAAGGUGUUGUCUAUGAGACUUUUCAUCUUAGUGCGCUUCCAAACUACACUACUGGUGGUACUAUACACAUUGUAGUAAACAACCAAGUGGCCUUUACUACUGAUCCAAGAGCAGGCAGAUCCUCACAGUAUUGUACUGAUGUUGCCAAGGCUUUGAAUGUGCCAAUUUUCCAUGUAAAUGGUGAUGAUAUGGAGGCAGUUGUUCUUGUAUGUGAACUUGCAGCAGAAUGGCGGCAGACAUUCCAUUCAGAUGUUGUGGUUGAUUUAGUGUGUUAUCGUCGAUUUGGGCAUAAUGAAAUUGACGAGCCUUCUUUCACACAGCCCAAAAUGUACAAGGUCAUUCGGAACCAUAUGUCACCUCUAGAGAUCUACAAAAAGAAACUCUUAGAAUCUGGACAGGUGACCCAAGAAGACAUUAAUAAGAUACAAGAGAAGGCCAACACGAUCCUCAAUGAAGAAUUCUUGGCCAGCAAAGAUUAUGUUCCUAAAAGAAGCGACUGGCUCUCAGCUUAUUGGGCUGGAUUCAAGUCACCUGAGCGGCUUUCACGUAUCCGAAACACUGGGGUAAAACCAGAGAUCUUGAAAACUGUUGGCAAAGCAAUAACAACUCUUCCCGAAACUUUUAAGCCUCACAGGGCAGUGAAGAAAAUUUAUGAACAACGCGCGAAAAUGAUAGAAACUGGAGAAGGCAUUGACUGGGCACUUGGGGAGGCACUUGCCUUUGCUACAUUGCUUGUGGAAGGUAACCAUGUCCGAUUGAGUGGUCAGGAUGUCGAGAGAGGUACAUUUAGUCACCGGCAUGCUGUGCUACAUGAUCAAGAGACGGAGGAGCAGUAUUGUCCUCUGGAUCAUGUUUUGAUGAACCAAGACGAAGAAAUGUUCACUGUGAGCAACAGUUCUCUUUCAGAGUUUGCUGUUCUUGGGUAUGAAUUGGGUUAUUCAAUGGAAAACCCGAACUCAUUGGUAAUGUGGGAAGCUCAAUUUGGUGACUUUGCUAAUGGAGCACAAGUGAUAUUUGACCAGUUUCUAAGUAGUGGUGAGUCAAAGUGGUUGCGUCAGACAGGACUUGUUCUGAUGCUUCCUCAUGGUUAUGAUGGUCAGGGUCCUGAGCAUUCAAGUGCAAGAUUGGAGCGUUUACUCCAGAUGAGUGACGACAAUCCCUUCGUUAUACCUGAGAUGGAUCAAACUCUUAGAAAACAAAUUCAAGAAUGCAACUGGCAGGUUGUGAAUGUUACGACUCCUGCUAAUUACUUCCAUGUUUUGCGCCGUCAGAUACACAGGGGAUUUCGUAAGCCUCUGAUUGUGAUGUCUCCCAAAAACCUACUCCGUUACAAGGAUUGCAAAUCAAAUCUUUCCGAGUUUGAUGAUGUCCAAGGUCACCCUGGUUUUGACAAACAAGGGACCAGAUUUAAGAGGCUUAUAAAGGAUCAGAAUGAUCACUCUGAUCUUGAGAAGGGUAUUAGACGUCUGGUUCUUUGCUCUGGGAAGGUUUAUUAUGAGCUUGAUGAAGAGCGAAAGAAGAAGAAUGCAAGUGACAUUGCAAUUUGUAGGGUGGAACAGCUUUGUCCAUUUCCAUAUGAUCUCAUUCAGCGAGAACUUAAGAGAUACCCAAAUGCCGAGAUAGUUUGGUGCCAGGAAGAGCCAAUGAACAUGGGUGCAUACAGCUAUAUCGCACCCCGCCUUGGCACUGCCAUGAAAGAAUUGAGCAGAGGAUCCGUAGAGGACAUCAAAUAUGUCGGGCGUGAUCCUUCAGCUUCCAUAGCCACUGGUUUCUAUCAAGUUCAUGGGAAGGAACAGACCGAGCUUGUGCAGAAGGCCAUUCAACCUGAACCAAUCAACUACCCUUUCUAAAGUUCCUCUACUAAACCCUUGAAACCAGUACAAUAGA